AUGGGGGCCCAAAGCAGCAGCCUACUCUGGGCACCCCAGGCAUCCGGCCUGAAGAAGCUGUGCCAAGGACAGGGGCUGGAGUAUGCCCGCGCCCCGGCGGCGCAGCUGGCGUCCAUGCUCCUCGUGCUGAAUGAGCGCCUCGCGGAGCAGAGUGCCGCGGAGAGCUGGGAUGCGCAGGAGGAGGAGUGCCAGGCGCUGCUCCUCGCCGCGGGGCUCGUGGUCAAGCCGCUGCCGGGGACGAGCGCGGCCCCGCCCUUCACGGGCGAGGCGUGGCGCCACUCCGUCCCCGAGUCGGAGCUGGUGUGCGAGGAAGGCGAGGCGCCCUGCGCCCUGCCCUACAGCCCCGCGGCAGGGCGGCGCGUCGUCGACCCGCGCCGCGCGCACGCGGGCGAGUACGCCGCGCUCGGCGCCUGGGAGGGCUACUGGCAGGCGCUGGGCGUGCCGGGGUCGAUGCUUGGCGCGCCCGCGCAGCUGGACCAGCUGCGCGACGCCGCCCGGGCCAAGAAGCUGCGCUGGGGGUGCCCGGUGUACCGCGAGGGGGACGGCAUCUGGCUCCAGCUGCGAGAGGAGGCCUUCACGGCCGAGGAGGUGGGCUGGCCAGGUGCGGCGAUGCUGGAACCUCCGAACGCUGCCGUCCCCGGCUGGCUGCCACCUGCCGGGGACGGCGACGGCGCGGGGCCGGGCAACAACGGCGCCGCUCCAGGCCUGCGAGCCUGGUUGGGCGCCGAGGCACGGAAGUCCCGCGAGGCGCUCGCCGCCGCCGCCAGAUCCGUGCCCCUCCUGACCCGGGCCACGCCCACUCCUGACGCCGGGAAGUUCCGGCCCGUCCCGUCCUCCGCCGGCGAGGCCGCCACCCUGGCUGCGACGCGGCGCUGGCUUGAGUGCCUGUGA
This is a messenger RNA of Auxenochlorella protothecoides, 891 nucleotides long. RefSeq lists its product as hypothetical. The transcript has 6 exons. Lineage: Eukaryota; Viridiplantae; Chlorophyta; Trebouxiophyceae; Chlorellales; Chlorellaceae. The record is from RefSeq and is a predicted model, not a curated record. Bases 1 to 891 code for a protein of 296 amino acids.